Molecule: messenger RNA, 1278 nt
Organism: Drosophila persimilis
Lineage: Eukaryota; Metazoa; Arthropoda; Insecta; Diptera; Drosophilidae
Gene: PGAP3
Product: post-GPI attachment to proteins factor 3
Exons: 4
Coding region: 176-1180 (334 amino acids)
Biological process (GO): GPI anchor biosynthetic process
Cellular component (GO): endoplasmic reticulum membrane
Molecular function (GO): hydrolase activity, acting on ester bonds
Source: RefSeq, a predicted model, not a curated record
AAAUUGAUGUAAAACUAUAACAAGUACUCAAAAAUCUACUAUUCUCUGACUUGGCAAUUUCCACCUUCACAUAAGCGGGCGGCCAUAUAAUCCUACGCUACUCACGGGUAGCAUGGUAACUUAAACCGUCAACAAAAAACAAACCAAAAAAUGCAAUUUAAAUGGUUUUAGCAGAAUGCUUAGUCUUAAUUAUAGUGCAAUAUUCCUGCUGUUGGUCGGGGCCAUUACUCUGUGCCAUGCAUCCAAUGGUGACCGUACUCAAUUCUUUCACAACUGCCGGCAAAACUGCGAGCGAACCAACUGCUCUGCAGAUGGCCUGGAAAUACAGGAGCAGGCCGUGAACUUUUAUAAGCAGUCGAUAUUCGAUCAGAUUUUUCAGUGGAGCUGUGCAGAUGAGUGCCAGUAUGGCUGCAUGUGGCGGACUGUGGCUGCCUUUGCGGAACGAGCGUGGCCCAUACCACAGUUCUAUGGCAAAUGGCCUUUUCUUAGAAUGCUUGGAAUGCAGGAGCCGGCCUCAGUCAUAUUCUCAAUGUUAAAUUGUAUCAUGCAUUUCCGAAUGCUGCGCAAGUUUCGACGAGAAGUGCGUCCAGAUAGCCCAUGUUACAUGCUGGCUCAUAUAUUCGGAGUGACGUGUCUGAAUGGAUGGAUCUGGUCUUCAAUAUUCCACACGAGAGACUUUCCCUUGACUGAACUGCUGGAUUAUGCUUUUGCCUAUUCUAUAGUGCUCUGCACUUUCUACUGCAUGGUGAUGCGAAUGCUUCAUCGAUACUCGCUGUUCCUACGCGGUGUGAUCACGCUGGCCAUUGUCUCCUACUACAUUAACUACUUUGCCUACCUGAGUGUCGGCAAAUUCAACUAUUCCUUCAAUAUGAAAGUGAAUAUUGCCACCGGAGUUCUGUCCGCCUUGGGCUGGUUCAUCUGGUGUCACAGAGUGCGCACUCGGCGGCCCUACUUCAGGAGGAUUCUCCGAUUUUAUAUACUUUUUGCUUUGGCAAUGAGCCUUGAGCUGUUGGACUUUCCGCCCAUUUGCUGGAUUCUCGAUGCCCAUGCAUUGUGGCAUUUUGCCACAGUCCCAUUGGUUUCGCUCUACUACAAUUUCAUGAUCGAGGACUGCAGAACACUGCGAAAGGAGAAGGUCUUGUCGGGCGGCUACUCUUCGUACUUCAACAAGGACAUUUAGAAAAUAACAAAUUCGCUUCGAUCACGCUUUGUUUACAGAUACUGUAUAGCAACAUGUAUUUAUUUAUAUAAAAUCCAAUACCAAAAACAUCCAUUCUA